Acanthosepion pharaonis is the source of this 7923-nucleotide messenger RNA. NCBI's taxonomy places the organism in Eukaryota, Metazoa, Mollusca, Cephalopoda, Sepiida, Sepiidae. The record is from the annotation of a GenBank genome assembly.
AUGAAUGAUGGUCUUCUAGAAAUAAAAAAAGAAAAAAAAUGUAUUAAUUUCUUCUUCUUCUUCUUCUUCUUCUUCUUCUUCUUCUUCUUCUUCUUCUUCAACUCCUCCUCCUCCUCCCCAUUUAUUUGUUUAUUCUUUUUCCCUUUUUUUCUUCUUCAUCUUCUUCAUCUUCUCCUUUCUUUCACUUCUUCUUCUUCUUUUUUCCUUUCUUUUCUUCAUUUUCCUCCUUCUUCUUCUUCUUCCUUCCUCCUUCAUUUCUUCUUUUUUUUCCUUUGUUUUCUUCAUUUUCCUUCUUCAUCUUUUCCUCCUUUCCUCUUCAUUUUUUCUUCUUUUCUUCUGCUUUUCUUUUCUUCUUCUUUUCCUCUUCUUUUUCUUCUUCUUUUUCUCCUCCUUCUUCAUUUCUUCCUUUCCUCCUCAGUUUUCUCUCCUUUUUUUUCUUCUUCUUCAUCUUCUCCCUUUUCCUUUCUUGUUCUUUUUUUUCUUUUUUCCUUCUUCUUCUUCUUUUUCCUUCUUCUUUCUUCUUCUUCUUUAAUUUCUUCUUCAUUUUCUCCUUUUCUUUUUUCUUUGUUUUCUUCCUUUUUCCUUUUCAUCUUCUCCUUUAAUUUCUUCAUUCUUUUCUUCUUUUUUUUUCUCCUCGUUUCUUCAUUUUUCUUCUUCAUCUUCUCCUUUAAUUUCACAUUCAUUUCUUCUUCUUUUUCUUUUUUUUUUCUUCCUCCUUCUUCUCCUUCUUCAUUCUUCUUCCUUCCUCCUCUUUUUUUCAUUUCUCCUUCUACUUCUUUCUUCUUCUCUUUUCCCUCCUUUUUCCUCCUCAUUCUUCUUUUUUUCUUCUUCAUCUUCUUCUUUUUCUUCAUUUUCUUCCUCUUCUUCUUCUUCUUCUUCUUUUUUUUCUUCUUCCUUUUUCUCCUUUUUCUUCAUUUUUCCUUUCCUCCUCAUUUUUCAUCUCCCUUCACUUCUUUUUCUUCUUCUUCUUUUUUUCCUUUCUUUCAUCUCCUUUGUUUUUGCUUCUUCUCUUCCUCCGCCUUUUUCCUCCUCGUUCUUCAUUUUUCUUCUUCAUCUUCUUCUCCUUCUACUUCUUAUCCUCCUCUUUUCUUCUUCUUUUUUCUUUGUUUUCUUCCUUCUCCUCCUUCUUCAUCUUCUUCCUUUACUUUUCAUCUCCUACUAUUUCUUCUUCUUCUUCCUUUUUUUCCUUUGUUUUCUUCAUUUUUUCUUCUUCAUCUUCUUCUUUCUUUUCUUAUUCAUUUUCUUCUUUUUCUUUUUUUUUUCUUUUCCUCCUUCUUCAUCUUCUUCUUUUUCUUUUCACAUUCUCCUUUCUUUUUUUUCUUCUUUCUUUUCCUUCAUUUUCCUCCUUCAUCUUCUCCUUUUCUUCAUCUUCUUCUUUCUUCUUUUCCUUCUUCUUCUUCUUCUUUUUCUUUUUCUUCCUCUUCCUUCUUCUUCUUCUCUUCUUCCCAUUCUCCUUUCUUCUUCUUCUUCUUUGUUUCUUCUUUCCUUUUUCCUUUUCUUCAUCUUCUCCAGUUACUCUUCACAUUCAUCUUCUUCUCCUUUUUUUCCUCUUCCUUUCUUCUUCUUUCUUCUUCUUCUUCUUCCUCCUUUCCUCCUUCUUCAUCUUCUUCUUUUUUUCCUUGUUUUCAUCUUUUUCCUUCUUCAUCUUCUUCCUUUAUUUCACUUCUUUCUUCUUUUUUUUCUUCUUCUUCUUCUUCAUUUCCCUUCUUUCAUCUUCUUCUUCUUCUUUUUCUUCUUCACAUUCAUCCUCUUUUUUUUCCUUUCUUUUUCUUCUUUUUCCUUCUUCAUCUUCUUCUUUUUCUUUCUUCUCUUUCUUCUUCUUUUUCCUUUGUUUUCUUCAUUCUUUUCUUCUUCUUCUUCUUCUUUUCUCCUUCACAUUCUUCUUUCUUCUUCUUUUCUUCUUCUUCCUCCUUCUUCCUUCUUCAUCUUCUUCCUUUCCUCCUCAGCUUUCUUCUUUUUUUCUUCUUUUCUUCUUUUCCUUCCUCAUUUUUCCUCCUCGUUCUUCAUUUCUUUUUUUUUCAUCUUCUUCUUCUUUUCCUUCUUAUCCUCUUCUUCUUCUUUUCUUCUUCUUUUCUUCCUUUUUUUCUCCUCCUUCUUCAUUUUCUUCCUUCUUCAUCUUCUCCUUUCAUCUCCUUCACUUCUGCUUCUUCUUUUUUCCUCCUCCUUUUCCUCCUUUCUACAGUUUUUUCUUCUUCAUCUUCUUCUUCUUCUACUUCUUAUUCUUCUUCUUCUUCUUUUUCUUUUGUUUUCCUCCUUCUUCCUUCUUCAUCUUCUUCCUUUCCUCCUCAUUCUUUCAUCUCCUUUUUCCUUUGUUUUUCUUCUUUUCUUCUUCAUCUUUUCCUCCUUGUUUCACAUUCAUUUUCUUCAUCUUCUUUCCUGUUUUCUUCAUCCUCUUCUUCUUCUUCUUCUUCUUUUCUUCUUCAUUUCUUCCUUCUUUCCUUUUCAUCUUCUUCCUAUCCUCCUCAGCUUUCAUCUCCUACUACUUCUGCUUCUUCUCUUCCUCCGCCUUUUCCUCCUUGUUCUACAGUUUUUUCUUCUUCAUCUUCUGCUCCUACUACUUCUUAUCCUCUUCUUCUUCUUCUUCUUUUUCUUCUUCUUCCUCCUUCUCCUCCUUCUUCAUCUUCUUCCUAUCCUCCUCAGCUUUUCUUUCUUCUUUUUCUUCUUUUCCUUUCUUCUUUUCCUUCUUCAUUCUUCUUUGUUUCUUCUUCAUCUUCUGCUCCUUCUUUUUUUUCCUCUUCUUUCUUCUUUUUUUUUCUUCAUCUUCUUCUUCCUCCUUCUUCAUCUUCUUCCUAUCCUCCUCAGCUUUCAUCUCCUACAACUUCUGCUUCUUCUCUUCCUCCGCCUUUUCCUCCUCACAUUCUUUCAGUUUUUUCUUCUUCUUCUUUUUCCUUCUUCAUCUUCUUCUUUUCUUCUUCUUUCUUCUUUUUUUUCUUCUUCUUUUUCCUUCUUUUCCUUCUUCAUCUUCUUCCUUCCUCCUUUUCAUCUCCCUCAUUUUCUUCUUCUCUUCCUCCGCCUUUUUCUCCUUUUUUCUUCUUCUUCUUUCUUUCUUCAUCUUCUGCUUUCUUCUUUCCUCCUCUUCUUCUUCUUCUUUUUUCUUCUUUCUCCUCCUUCUUCUUCAUCUUCAUUUCUUCUUCUUUCCUCCUUGCUUUUCUUUUUUUCUUUUCUUCUCUUCUUCUUCUUUUCCUCCUUUCUUCAUUUUUUUCUUCUUCAUCUUUUGCUUCUCCUUUCUUCUUCCUCUUCUUCUUCUUCUUUUAUUUCUUUCUUCUUCUUCCUUUCUCCUUCUUCUUCAUCUUCUUCCUUUUCCUUCUUCUUUCUUCUCCUUUAACUUCUGCUUCUUCUCUUCCUCCGCCUUUUCCUCCUCGUUCUACAGUUGUUUCUUCUUCAUCUUCUGCUCCUCCUACUUCUUAUCCUCUUCUUCUUCUUCUUCUUUUUUUUGUUUUCCUCCUUUUCCUUCUUCAUCUUCUUCCUUCCUCCUUCAGCUUUCAUUUCCUACUUUUUCUUUGUUCUUCUCUUCCUUCCUUCUUUUUCUCCUUUCUUUACAUUGUUUCUUCUUCAUCUUCUUUUCCUCCUACUUCUUUUCCUCUUCUUCUUCUUCUUCUUUUUCUUCUUCUUCUCCUUUCUUCUUCUCCUUCUUCAUCUUCUUCCUUCCUCCUUCUUUCAUCUCCUUACUUCUUUCUUCUUCUUCCUCCAUUCAUUUCCUCCUCGUUCUACAGUUUUUCUUCUUCAUUUUCUUCUUCAUCUUCUCCUUUAAUUUCAUCUUCUUCUUUUUCUUCUUCUUCUUCUUCUUCUUUUCUUCUUCUUCCUCCUUCUCCUCCUUCUUCAUUUCUUCUUCCUUUCCUCCUCAUCUUUCUUCUUCCUCUUCUUCCUUCUUUCUCUUCCUUUUUUUUCCUUUGUUUUCUUCAUUUUUUCUUCUUCAUCUUCUCCUUUUCUUUCCUCUUCUUUUCUUCUUUUUUUCUUUUUUGUUUCUUCUCCUUUUUCAUCUUCUUCCUAUCCUCUCCUUUUCAUUCCUUCUUCUUCUUUUCUUCUUUUUUUCCUUUUCCUUUUCUUCAUUUUUUCUUCUUCAUCUUCUCCUCCUUUUUCUUAUUCUUUCUUCUUUUUCUUCUUUGUUUUUCCUCCUUCUUUUCCUUCUUCAUCUUCUUCCUUUCCUCAGCUUUCAUCUCCUUUUUUUCUUUUUUUCUUUCUUUUCCUUCUUCCGCUUUUCCUCCUUUUCUUUCUUUCUUUUUUUCUUCUUCAUCUUCUUCUUCUCCUUCUUCUUCUCCUCUUCUUCUUCUUCUUCUUUUCUUCUUCUUUUUCUUCCUCCUUUUCAUCUUCUUCCUUUUCCUCCUUCUUUCAUCUCCUCCUUUUCUUUCUUCUUCUCUUCCUCCGCCUUUUCCUCCUCGUUCUACAUUUUUUCUUCUUCAUCUUCUGCUCCUCCUACUUCUUAUCCUCUUCUUCUUCUUCUUCUUUUUCUUCUUCUUCCUCCUUCUCCUCCUUCUUCAUCUUCUUCCUAUCCUCCUCAGCUUUCAUCUCCUACUACUUCUGCUUCUUCUCUUCCUCCGCCUUUUCCUCCUCGUUCUACAGUUGUUUCUUCUUCAUCUUCUGCUCCUCCUACUUCUUAUCCUCUUCUUCUUCUUCUUCUUUUUCUUCUUUUUCCUCCUUCUCCUCCUUCUUCAUCUUCUUCCUAUCCUCCUCUUUUUUUCAUCUUUGUUUUCUGCUUCUUUUUCCUUCUUUUCCUCUUCUUCUUUUUUCUUCUUCAUUCUUCUUUCCUUUUUCUUCAUCUUCUUCUUCUUUUUUUUCUUCCUCUUCUUCUUCUUCUUCUUUUCUUCUUUUCUUUCCUUUCUUUCUUCUUCUUCUUUUCCUUUUUCUUCUCUUUUCAUCUUUUUUCUUCUUCAUCUUCUCUUCUUCUUCCUUUUUCCUCUUCUUUUUUCUUCUUUUUUUCUUCUCUUCAUUUUUCUUCUUCCUUCCUUCUUCUUCUUUUCCUUCUUCUUCUUCUUUUCUUCUUUUUUUUUGUUUCUUCUUCAUCUUCUUUUCCUUCUUCAUCUUCUUCUUCUUUUCUCAUUCAUUUUCUCUUUUUUUCUUUUUCUUCAUUUUUCCUUCUUCCUCUUCUUCUUCUUACUUUUUCUUCUUUUUUCUUUUUUUUCUUCUGUUUUUCAUCUUUUCUUCUUCUUCUUCUUCUUCUUCUUCUUCUUCUUCUUCUUCUUCUUUUUCUUCUUCUUCUCCUUCUCCUCCUUCUUCAUCUUCUUCUUCCUUUCCUCCUCAUUUCAUCUCCUUCUUUUCUGCUUCUUCUUUUCCUCAUUUUUUUUCCUCCUUGUUCUACAGUUUUUUCUUCUUCAUCUUCUGCUCCUACUACUUCUUAUCCUCUUCUUCUUCUUCUUUUCUUCUUCUUCUUCUCCUUCUCCUCCUUCUUCAUCUUCUUCCUUUCCUCCUUCAGCUUUCUUUCUCCAUCUUCUUUUGCUUCUUCUCUUCUUCUUUUUUUUCCUCCUCGUUCUACAGUUUUUCUUCUUCAUCUUCUGCUCCUUCUACUUCUUAUCCUCUUCUUCUUCUUCUUUUUUUCUUCUUCUUCCUCCUUCUCCUCCUUCUUCAUCUUCUUCCCCAUUCCUUUUUUUCAUCUCCUUUUCUUUCUUCUUCUCUUCCUCUUUAAUUUCCUCUUUCUUUAGUUUUUUUCUUCUUCAUCUUUUGUUUUCUUCUUCUUAUCCUCUUCUUCUUCUUCUUCUUUUUUCUUCUUCUUCCUCCUUUGUUUCCUUCUUCAUCUUCUUCCUUCCUCCUCUUUCUUCUCCUUUACUUUCUUCUUCUUCCCUCCGCUUUUUUCCUCCUUUUUCUUCAUUUUUUUCUUCUUCAUUCUUCUUCUUUACUUCUCUUCUUCUUCUUCUUCUUUUUUUCUUCUUCUUCCUCCUUCUCCUCCUUCUUCAUCUUCUUCCUAUCCUUUCAGCUUUCAUCUCCUACUACUUCUGCUUCUUCUCUUCCUCCGCCUUUUCCUCCUCGUUCUACAGUUGUUUCUUCUUCAUCUUCUGCUCCUUCUACUUCUUAUCCUCUUCUUCUUCUUCUUCUUUUUCUUCUUCUUCCUCCUUCUCCUCCUUCUUCAUCUUCUUCCUUUCCUUCUUUCAUCUCCUCUUCUUCUUUCACUUCUCUUCCUCCGCCUUUUCCUCCUUUUUUCUACAGUUGUUUCUUCUUUCUUUCUUCUCCUCCUGUUUUCUUCAUUUCUUUCUUCUUCUUCUUCUUUUUCUUUCUUCUUCUUCCUUUUCUUCUUUCUUCAUCUUCUUCCUUCUCCUCCUUCUUCUUCUUCUUCUUCUUCUAUCUUUCUUUUUCUUCUUCAUUUUUCUUCCUUUUUCUUCAUUUUUUCUUCUUCAUCUUCAUCUUCUUCUUUUUCUUCUUUCUUCUUUUCUUCUUUUUUCUUCUUCUUUUCUUCCUUUUUCCUCCUUCUUCAUCUUCUUCCUUUUCUUUUCAUCUUUUUACUUUUCUUUUUCUUCUUUCUUCCUUUUCUUUUCCUCCUUUUUCUACAUUGUUUCUUCUUCAUCUUCUUCCUUCUUCUUCUUUUUCUCUUCUUCUUCUUCUUUUUUUCUUCUUCUUCUCUCCUUCUUUCCUUCUUCAUCUUCUUCCUUUUUCUCCUCAGCUUUCAUUCCCUUUUUCUUCUUCUUCUUCCUCCGCCUUUUCCUCCUUUCAUUUCUUUCUUUUUUUUCUUUUUCUUUUCUUCUCCUCCUUCUUCAUCUUCUCUUCUUCUUCUUCUUUUUUCUUUUUUUCCUUUUCUUUUCCUUCUUCAUCUUCUUCCCUCUUCUUUUUUCUUUCAUCUUCUUUUCUUCUUCUUCAUUUUCCUUUUUUCCUCCUUUUUCUUCUUCAUUUCUUCUUCUUCUUCUUUCCUCCUUCUUCUUCUUUUUCUUUUUCUUCUUCUUUUUCUUCUUCUUUUCUUCUUCUUCUUCUUUUUUUCAUUCUUCUUCCUUUUUCCUUUUUCUUCAUUUUCCUACUUCAUCUUCUUCUUUUCUUCCAUUUUCUUCUUCUUUUUUCCUUUGUUUUCUUCUUGUUUCUUCUUCAUCUUCUGCUCCUUUACUUCUUCAUCCUUCUUUUUCUUCUUCUUUUCUUCUUUUUUCCUUCAUCUUCUCCUUUUAUUUUUCUUCAUUUCUUCCUUUUUUCCUCCUUGGUUUCUUCUCCUUUUCUUUCUUCAUCUUCUCUUCCUUUUCUUUUCAUCCUCGUUCUUCAGUUUCCUUUGUUUUCUUCAUUUUCUGCUUCUUCCUUCUCCUUUAUCCUCUUCAUUUCUUCUUCUUUUUUUCUUCUUUUUUCUCCUUUUCCUUCUUCUUCAUCUUCUUUUAUUUUCCUUCAUUUUUUCUUCUUUUCCUUUGUUUCUUCUUCUUCUUUCUUCAUCUUCUCCUUUUCCUCCUCGUUCAUUUCUUCUUUUUCUUCAUCUUUUUCUUCUCCUUCUUUUAUCUUCUUCUUCUUCUUCUUUUCUUCUUCAUUUCUUCUUUUUUUCCUUUGUUUUCUUCCCUUUCCUCCUUCAUCUUCUCCUCUCCUUUCAUCUUCACAUUCAUUUCUUCUUUUUUUCUUUGUUUUUCUACAUUUUUCUUCUUCAUCUUCUUUUUAUUUUCAUUCCUUUCUUCUUUUCUUCUUUUUUCUUUUCUUCCUCCUUUCCUCCUUCUUCAUCUUCUUCCUUUCCUCCUCAGCUUUCAUCUCCCUAUUUCAUUUCUUCUUUUUUCCGCCUUUUUUCUUCUAUUUUUCCUUCUUCAUCUUCUCUCCUCCUUUCUUAUCCUUUCUUCUUCUUUUUUUUUUUUCUUUUCUUCUUCUUUUUCUUUCUUCAUCUUCUUCCUUUCCUUUUCAUUCCCUACUACUUCUUUCUUCUUUUUUCCUUUUCCCGAUACUUCCUUUACCAGAGCGCAUCUAUCUAUCUAUCUAUCUAUCUAUAAUAAUAAUAAUAAUAGCUUUAAGCGAAACUUCUCUCGUAUAUAUCCUAUCAUCUAA